This is a messenger RNA of Chenopodium quinoa (quinoa), 2122 nucleotides long. RefSeq names its product non-canonical poly(A) RNA polymerase PAPD5-like. Gene Ontology annotation, molecular function: poly(A) RNA polymerase activity; mRNA binding. Gene Ontology annotation, biological process: RNA 3'-end processing. Gene Ontology annotation, cellular component: nucleolus; TRAMP complex. NCBI's taxonomy places the organism in Eukaryota, Viridiplantae, Streptophyta, Magnoliopsida, Caryophyllales, Amaranthaceae. The record is from RefSeq and is a predicted model, not a curated record. The transcript is spliced from 13 exons. The coding region runs from base 111 to 1706 and encodes 531 amino acids.
AUAUAAAGUUUUCACAAAUUAUUACUCUCCCUAAAAAAAACCAAAGCAAAAGAAAAACCCUAGUUUUUUCCCAACUUAACGGAACUCUUUUUCACUGUAUUCAGUACUGUAUGAAACUGAAGGAGCAAAGAAGAUCCAAAUCAAUUGCAAUGGCGGUUGGCGAAUACUCCUAUGAAACCCUAAGCCCUUUCCUUCCUCCCUCCCCCGCCGUUGAAACCACCAUUGCCGGCGGCGAAGACGCCGGCGACUACGUAGUGUUCCGCAAUGAAAUCUCUCUUACGUCAUUGGAGCCCGCCUCCACUGACACCGCCGCAACCGAUUACUUCUCCCUUGACGUCGAUGAUGCUUCGGAUGAAGUAAUUGAUCCAACUCCUCCGCCUAAGAUGGUUGCUGCGGAGGAGAGAGAAAAUGAUGCUGAACGGACACCGGAGUGGACGCUCGAGAGUGGUUGGUUUCGGGCCGAUUGCCGGUUCAAGAGUCCUAUGCUUCAGCUUCAUAAAGAGAUCCUGGACUUCUGUGAUUUUCUCUCCCCAACUCCUGAAGAAGCUGCAGCACGCAAUGCAGCCAUUGAACGUGUGUCUGAUGUUAUCAAAUAUAUAUGGCCCUAUUGCAGGGUAGAGGUUUUCGGGUCAUAUAGAACAGGGCUCUAUCUGCCAUCAAGUGACAUUGAUGUUGUGAUUCUCGAAUCAAAUAUCAAAACUCCACAAAUUGGCUUACAAGCUCUGUCUAGGGCAUUGUCACAAAAGGGUAUUGCGAAAAAGAUGCAGGUGAUUGGUAAAGCUAGGGUGCCGAUUAUUAAAUUUCUGGAGAAGGUGACUGAUGUUGCAUUUGACAUUAGUUUUGAUGUUGACAAUGGUCCCAAAGCUGCUGAGUAUAUCCAGGAUGCAAUAUCAAGGUUGCCUCCCUUGCGGCCUCUCUGUUUGAUUCUUAAGGUUUUCCUGCAGCAGAGAGAGUUGAACGAGGUUUACUCUGGAGGAGUUGGCUCUUAUGCACUGCUUGCCAUGCUGAUUGCUAUGUUGCGAAGUGUGAAUGACUGCCAAAGGUCUCCAGAGCAGAACUUGGGAAUAUUAUUGGUUAAAUUUUUUGAGUUUUAUGCUCAUAGAUUAAACACUUGGGAUGUUGGUGUGUCCUGCAAUGGAACAGGAACCUUUUAUUUAAAGAGUCGCAAGGGGUUCCAAACUAAGGGACGCCCAUUUCUUAUAUCAAUAGAAGAUCCGCAGACACCUGGAAAUGACAUAGGGAAGAACUCUUUUAACUACUUUCAGAUAAGAUCAGCAUUCAUGAUGGCUUAUGCGACACUUACAAAUACCAAGACCAUCAUGAAUUUGGGUCCUAAUAAAAGUAUACUUGGAACAAUUAUUAGACCAGACCCAGUUUUGCUGGAAAGAAAGGGAGGAAUUAAAGGCGAGUUGACUUUCAACAAUUUACUUCCAGGCGCUGGUGAGGCAUUGGAUUCACAGUAUGAUGAGAAGCAGGAUAUCUUAUGUAAUUGGCAAUUUGACAAUGAUUAUGAGGAAGAACCACUGCCUCGUGGUGGCAAUGCCGAAUGUAGUAGUCCCUCUUCCUCUGGUAAGAAGAGGAAGACUUCGAAAUCAAAAUCGUUUGUGAAGGUCAAAGAGAAUGGAAGCACCGGUAAGAAUGGUUACGAAGAAAUUGGAUCCAGAAAAGAGAGGAAGAGAGAAAAGAAACGAUCCAAAUUCUUAUGAUGUUGAGAAUCCUAUAUCCAUGGAAUCACAAGUCAUCCUGAGAAGCCUUGGAGGUUGGAUAGAUAUGUUUGAGGUUAAUGAUGCCGCUACUAAGAUAUCACUGGCUUAUCUUCCUCUGUUCCUCUCUGGACAGCUACUGCAGCCGAUUAUGUUAACAGAUUUCCUGUAGUAUCCAGUAUUAUUGGGCAGAAAUCGUUCACAGGAAUAUGGGAAUAUGCCAUAUAUAUGGCAUGUGCUGAAUUUUGUUGUAAUACCUAGUUUCAUUUAUAUACAUACUUACAUAGGAUUGGUAGAGGGAUAGCCUGGUAGGCAGUUUUUGUUUUUUUCCGAUGAGAAGUGAGUUGAUACACAAUGAAAUGUAAAGUGAUACCUUUUUCUUGUGGUUGUCAAUAUUUAUUCGUUAUUCAUAUUCUUAA